This is a messenger RNA of Periophthalmus magnuspinnatus, 1988 nucleotides long. RefSeq names its product haloacid dehalogenase like hydrolase domain containing 5 (gene hdhd5). Gene Ontology annotation, biological process: glycerophospholipid biosynthetic process. The transcript has 8 exons. NCBI's taxonomy places the organism in Eukaryota, Metazoa, Chordata, Actinopteri, Gobiiformes, Gobiidae. Bases 138 to 1475 code for a protein of 445 amino acids. Gene Ontology annotation, cellular component: mitochondrion. The record is from RefSeq and is a predicted model, not a curated record.
GUUUCUGUGAGAGAUAUCAACAUGUCCUGCUCGCUCUUUAGCUCGUCUCUAUAGUUAAAACAGUCUCGUGAACUGAGCUGAUUCUUUUCUGUAGCUUUUUUUUAAGUCCCUCGUGGUUCAACUAAACAAGUCCCAGAAUGCAAAGACUAAAAAUAUGGAAAGGUGGUUGGUCCCUGCUGAAAUCAAGCUUUGAGAGAGGAUCAACACAUGUAAACAGGUCCGAGCCAUCCUCACGAGCAUACAGCCAGGGCCCCAGUCCAUUCGGGCUCCUCUUUGAUAUUGACGGGGUGCUGGUUCGGGGCAGGACUCCGAUCCCUGGAGCAAAACAAUGCUUCAAGAAACUAGUGGAUCGCAACGGAAAGUACAAGGUCCCUGUGGUGUUUGUCACUAAUGCUGGAAAUUGCAUGCGGCAGACCAAAGCAGAACAUCUGUCCCAACUGCUGGAGGCUGAGGUUUCCCCAGACCAGGUGAUGCUUUCCCAUAGUCCUUUGCGGAUGUUCACCCAGUUCCAUAAGAUGUCUGUGCUUGUGUCGGGCCAGGGUCCUGUCGAAGAAGUGGCUCAUAACCUUGGUUUUGAAGAUGUCGUGACCAUAGACACGCUCCGAGAGGCUUAUCCGCUGCUGGAUGUCGUGGAUCAUGAUAGACGUCCUAAAGAUAAGAUCCCACCCACCAAAGGGCUACGGAAAAUAGAUGCUGUGAUUUUAUUUGGCGAGCCGGUCAGAUGGGAGACAAACCUCCAGUUAAUUGUUGAUGUUCUUCUGACUAAUGGAAGCCCCGACAACAACUGGGCCUCAGCGCGGUCGCCUCACCUCCCUGUGCUCGCCUGUAACAUGGACCUGCUGUGGAUGGCAGAGGCCAAGAAUCCAAGAUUUGGACACGGCAUGUUCCUGGUGUGUUUGGAGAAUUUGUAUAAAAAAGUUACAGGAUAUGACUUGAAGUACGAAGCCCUCAUUGGCAAACCGAGUGUGGUGACGUACAACUACGCUGAGCAGCUCAUUAGACAACAGGCGGAGAAACUUGGAUGGACCACACCAGUCAAGAGGUUAUAUGCUAUAGGUGACAAUCCAAUGGCGGAUAUUUACGGGGCAAAUCUCUACAAUCGCUACCUCCAAACGGUUCAUCUCGACAAAGUUCAGCUGAAGGCCAAAGGCGGGUCAGGAGCAGUGGAUGCUCCUACAGAUUCAGCUGCCUCUCAGACGUCCUCCUCGGGGCUGGGGAGGUCUGCGGGUGGAGGUGAAGCAGAGCAUGAGCUUCCUGAGGGUUGCAGCUCCAUCUUAGUGUGCACCGGAGUGUACAGCAAAGAUCAGGAGGAGCUGCCCUCAGACCCGUCAGAAACAGUUACUGAACAGAGGAUCUUUCACGGCCACAGGGAUUUCCGCUUUGACCCCAGCCUCAUGCAGCCGUCUUUCGUGGUUAAUGACGUCCAAGAGGCAGUGGAGCUCGUGUUUCAACAGGAACGCUGGCCUUUAGAGUAGCAUCUUUAGUUUUGUUUUAAUUUUAUUAUGCAAAAUCGACUCUUGUGAGCUGUAAGACAUGUUAUAACGCUGUUACAUCCUCAAAAACAGACCUGGAGUUGUGUUUUGUUUCAUUUACACAUGUUUGAGUAACACUUUAUUAUUAGUCUGUACAUCUCCCAAGCUCAGAAUGCUCUGUUCCACCUUGUGAUGUCAUGAAGUGGUAGUUUUCAAGGUAACAGCUCCUUUUACCUUUAGUUCAGUAGCGAUGGGCAAUUCCAGGGCUGAAAUCAUCCAAACGAUUCUAGAAAUGAAGGUGUGUGGAGUUUAAAAACACAGUGGAGCACUUCCUGUAUUACCACAUGAUGACAUCACAAGGUGGAACAGAGUGUUUUCUGUUUGAGAGAAGCAGGGUUUGUGUGUUAAACAUGUGUGAAUGAACCAAAACACAACUCCAGGUCUGUUUGUGACAUUAUAACAGAUCAGGAAAUAGCCUAAAAUGGGCCUUUUAAUUUUAUCAGUCAAGACAUAAUC